Phytophthora sojae is the source of this 429-nucleotide messenger RNA. RefSeq lists its product as hypothetical. The transcript is spliced from 2 exons. The coding region runs from base 1 to 429 and encodes 142 amino acids. Lineage: Eukaryota; Oomycota; Peronosporomycetes; Peronosporales; Peronosporaceae. The record is from RefSeq and is a predicted model, not a curated record.
AUGUCCCUUGUACCUGGAAAGUUAAACGGACCAGUCCUUACAUCAGAACUUUGCUACUUCGAAGAAGCAAUGUACUUUUUCAUUACCAUAAGAGUCUUGUUCGCUACGAGUGAACGGAAUGAUCAUUUGGAGUCGAAGGUGCAAGACCAGCAGGAUGAGCUGGAAAUGCUUCGAGGCGAAAUUCGACGCCUUCAGGCGCCGCCCUUAACCCAGUUCAAGGUCUACAAGACAAGCUCACAGUCUAACCUUGGCUGGGAUAAGGAGGUCAUUGCCUCGACUGGGCUUGACGGGGUUGUUAAAGUUCUACGCACUGGUGUCUACAACAUCGCGGUGAAUGUUUCGACAUUGGGUGCUGACAAUACACUUGUUAUGCUAGUCAAGAAUGGCGAGACGCGCGCGCAAUUGAUCGCGUCGCAUCUUUCAACAUGA